This is a messenger RNA of Colletotrichum paranaense, 1170 nucleotides long. RefSeq names its product Mov34/MPN/PAD-1 family protein. Gene Ontology annotation, molecular function: translation initiation factor activity; metallopeptidase activity; translation initiation factor binding. Gene Ontology annotation, cellular component: eukaryotic translation initiation factor 3 complex, eIF3m. NCBI's taxonomy places the organism in Eukaryota, Fungi, Ascomycota, Sordariomycetes, Glomerellales, Glomerellaceae. Bases 1 to 1170 code for a protein of 389 amino acids. The record is from RefSeq and is a predicted model, not a curated record. Gene Ontology annotation, biological process: translational initiation. The transcript has 2 exons.
AUGGCUGUCGCCGAAACUGAGAAGUUCCUCCACCUGUCGCGGCCCAUCGCGCCGGCCACGAUUGGCAUCCCAGGCAACAUUGCCCCGCUCACCGUCAACAUCCAGCCCCAGCUUACCCCCCGUGGGGAACCCCAACUACUCGUCGCUAACCCCACCUCCUCCUUCCAGGCCAUCCUCUCCAUUCUCGACCAUGCCGUGCGAAGAGACAUCCGCGAUACGCAAUCAACCCGCGUUAUCGGCGCCCUCGUUGGUGUCCGCUCCGAAGAUGGCACUGAGGUCGAAGUGCGCUCCUGCUUCGCCAUCCCCCACACCGAGAACGAGGACCAGGUCGAGGUGGACGUCGACUACCAGAAGAACAUGCUCGCCCUCACCCUCAAGGCCAACCCGCGCGAGUCCCUGUUGGGCUGGUACACCACCACCCACGAGCUCAACUCCUUCUCCGCCCUGAUCCAGAACUUCUUCGCCUCCCCCGAGACCGGCACCUUCCCCCACCCCGCCGUCCACCUCACCAUCAGCACCGACCCGACCUCCGACAUUGAGGCCCGAUGCUACAUCUCCGCCCCCGUCGCCGUCAACGCCGAGCGCGCCGCCGAGAGCUGCCUCUUCAUCCAGGUGCCCCACAAGCUCAUGUACGGCGAUGCCGAGCGCAGCGCCCUCGAGGCCAUCUCCAUGGCCAAGGACACCGAGGACCGCACCGCCCCCGUCGUCUCCGACAUUGAGGGCCUCGCCCGCUCCAUCGAGUCCGGCGCCAACCUCAUCGAGCGCGUCAGCGACUGGGUCAACGGUAUCCUCGACGAGGACGAGGAGCCCAACCAGGCCCUCGGCCAGUACCUCAUGAACGCCCUCUCCCUCGCGCCCAAGGUCGACCCCGAGCAGAUUGAGCACGACUUCAACAACCACAUCCAGGACGUCCUCAUGGUCUCCUACCUGGCCAACACCAUUCGCACCCAGAUCGACCUGUCGCAACGGCUGGCUGUUGCCAACCUCACCGGCGGCGAGAAGGACGGCGAGGGCAAGACGACCGAGGGCGGCGAGAAGGGCGAGCAACAGCGGGGUGGUCAGCGUGGCGGCAAGCGCGGUGGACGCGGCGGCGGCCGUGGUGGUGGCGGCCAGAGGGGAGAGCCCAGGGAGCCCCGCGAGCCUCGCGAGCCGAGGGAACCUACCGAGUAA